This is a messenger RNA of Quercus lobata, 744 nucleotides long. Its product is annotated as protein SUPPRESSOR OF K(+) TRANSPORT GROWTH DEFECT 1-like. The transcript has 4 exons. Gene Ontology annotation, biological process: endosomal transport; vacuole organization. The record is from RefSeq and is a predicted model, not a curated record. Lineage: Eukaryota; Viridiplantae; Streptophyta; Magnoliopsida; Fagales; Fagaceae. Gene Ontology annotation, molecular function: ATP hydrolysis activity; ATP binding. The coding region runs from base 31 to 744 and encodes 237 amino acids.
UGUGUGUGCGUGUGUGUGUGUGUUUUAUAGAUGACUGCUGUUACUACUGGCGAGCUCUUAGAGCUUGCUGAAAAGAAUGUGAAACUGGCAGUUGUGGAGGAUAUGGCUGAACAAUUUGAAGAGGCCUAUAAGCUUUAUAUGAAGGCAUUAGAGUAUGCGGGCACUUAUCUCUUCUAUGAGAAGAAACCAUGGCUUAAGAAGCAGAAUAGGCAGUCAUUUUUGGGCCAUUAUAGAAGGGCAACAAAAAUAAGAGGCCGUCAUCACUUACAUGGACCCUCUUUAUCUAAAAGAGCAGAAAGCGGGCUUGGUCUUACAGAGUCGAAUGCGAAGUUGAGUGAUGUGGGCGGACUUCAGGCUUGCAAAGAGGUAUUGGUUGAAGCUGCCAUAGUGCCUAUCCAGAAUCCUCAAUUUUUUACUGGAAAACGACAACCGUGGAAGGCUAUAUUAUUAUAUGGUCCACCUGGAACAGGGAAGACCUAUCUAGCAAAUGCAAUUGCAACAGAAACAGGAUCAACUUUCUUUAGUGUUUCCGCAUCGGACAUUGUUUCCAAAUGGAUGGGAGAAAGUGAAAAGCAAGUCUCAAUUCUUUUCCAACGGGCCCGUGAUGCUGCUCCAUCCAUUAUUUUUAUUGAUGAAAUUGAUUCCUCAUGUGGUUCACGAGGUGAAAACGAUGAGAAUGAAGCAUCUCAACGAAUCAAAACAGAACUUCUUGUACAAAUGCAGAUUAAGAUUGGGGGCAAGUAG